AUGGAAGCGCUGCUCUCCCUCUCCUUCGACAACAUCAGCUCCAAAGACAGUGGGAAGAUCCGCAAGGGCCUACGGCAAAUAGAGGGCCUGCUGGCAGAAAUAUGUCUCUCGAAGCCCGUACACUCCUCGUCGCCGAAGAAACAUGGACGGCGCGCAUCUGCCAUAUCAACAUCGCAUAGCCCGUCGAGUCCGAAGAAGUUGGGUGUGAUGGUUGAGGACCUGGCAUUUAGGGAGUUCUUUAGGUUGCAAGAGGGAUUUGAGUGGAAUGUCGCGUUACGAUUAGUACUAUGUCUGGAGCGGUUGCUCGGCAUGGGCAGUAGCGGUCAGAACGACCUUCUCAUCCUCUCAGCGCUCGACCUCUUACAAGGAAUACUUCUUCUCCACCCGCCCUCGCGUUCCCUCUUCGGACGGGAGAUCUACAUGAACCUCCUCCUCGACCUCCUCGACCCCUCCACAAACCCCCCCGCAAUUCAAUCCGCCGCCCUGCUAACCCUCGUAACCUCCCUACUCUCCCACCCAAGUAACACGCGCACCUUCGAAGCCAUCGAUGGCCUGCUCACCGUAACAUCGCUCUUCAAAUCGCGCAGCACAUCCCAGUCUGUGAAGCUCAAGGUGCUGGAAUUCCUGUACUUCUACCUGAUGCCUGAGGCGGCGCCGUCAGGAGGGGAAUUCGGCGGGACCAGUAGUAGUGCACCGAAUACGGGCGUGCAGAGGAGUCCGAGUAAGAGGAUGAGAUCUGUGGGGGAGGGAGCUGGCGAUGGGGAUGGGGGUGGGGGUGGUGAGGAUAUGAGGACGACGGAGGAGAAGAUGAGGUUGUUGGGGAAGUAUUUGAGUAAUGUUGGGGAGUUGGUGCAGGAUUUGAGGGAGGGGGCUGCGUUUGGUGGUGUGGUGUGUUAA
Messenger RNA from Coniosporium apollinis CBS 100218, 897 nucleotides. RefSeq lists its product as uncharacterized. The record is from RefSeq and is a predicted model, not a curated record. The transcript has 4 exons. The coding region runs from base 1 to 897 and encodes 298 amino acids. Lineage: Eukaryota; Fungi; Ascomycota; Dothideomycetes.